GCCCUGGGAUUCCUGGUAACUCUCCUUGAUCUGAUUUCUUGCCUGUGGCGGGCGCUCUGAAACUGGUGGCUGCAGUUUUCACCAGACAACGAUGUGUAUUCUGAAAUUCUGAAUCAUGAACUUUGCACUUAAUGAUCUGCUUGUUUGCUGCCGACAACUCGAACAUGACAAAGCUUCAGACCGGAGGAAAGAAGUUGAACAAUUUAAGCGUCUGAUUCGAGAUCCUAAAAUUGUUCGAGAUUUAGAUCGGCAUUCAGAUACCAAACAAGGAAAAUAUUUGAAUUGGGAUGCUGUUUUUAGAUUUUUACAGAAAUACAUCCAGAAAGAAACAGAAUGUCUCAGAACAGCAAAACCGAAUGUGUCAACCUCAGCACAAGCAUCCAGGCAGAAAAAGAAACAGGAAAUCAGCAGCUUGGUCAAAUAUUUCAUCAAAUGUGCAAAUGAAAGAGCACCAAGAUUAAAGUGUCAAGAUCUCUUGAAUUACAUUAUGGAUAUGGUUAAAGAUGCAGCUCACGGUACCAUUUACGGAGCCGACUAUAGCAACAUACUGCUCAAAGACAUUCUUUCAGUGAGAAAAUACUGGUGUGAAAUAUCUCAGCAGCAGUGGCUGGAACUGUUCUCGGUAUACUUCAGGCUGUACCUCAAACCUUCACCAGAUAUUAAUAGAAUUUUAGUGGCUAGAAUAAUUCAGGCUGUGGCCAAAGGAUGCUGUUCACAAACUGAUGGAUUGAAUCCCAAAUACUUGGAUGCUUUUUCCAAGGCUGUUCAGCAUGCAAGACAAGACACAAGCUGUGCAGGGCUGAGUCAUAUCUUAGCUGCGCUUACCAUCUGUGUCAAGACACUGGCUGUUAACUUUCGAAUUCGAGUAUGUGAAUUAGGAGAUGAAAUCCUUCCCACGUUGCUUUAUAUCUGGACUCAACAGAAAAUUAAGGACCCCGUAAAGGAAGUGAUUAUUGAAUUAUUUCAACUGCAGAUUUACAUCCACCAUCCCAAAGGAGCCAAAACCCAAGAAAACGGUGCUUUUGAAUCAAGAAAAUGGAAAAGCAUCUUAUACAACUUAUAUGAUCUAUUAGUUAAUGAGAUAAGUAAUUUUGGAAGUCGAGGAAAAUAUUCCUCGGGAACUCGCAAUAUUUCUGUCAAGGAAAACUUGAUAGAAUUGAUGGCAGACGUUUGUCACCAGGUUUUUAAUGAGGAUAUCACAUCUUUGGAGAUUUCCCAGUAUUACACUACCACACAAAAAGAUUGUAGUGGUACACCUUGCAAAAAGAAGAAAAUACAAUUAGGCUGGGAAGUCAUAAAAGACCACCUUCAGAAAUCCCAGAAUGAUUUUUAUCUUGUCCCUUGGUUACAGAUUGCAACUCAGUUAAUAUCAAAGUACCCCGCAAGUCUGCCAGACUCUGAGCUGUGCCCGUUGCUGAUGAUCCUGUACCAGCUCCUCCCUCAGCGGGGCCAGGGGGAACGCAGGCCACACGUACUGCGGUGCCUGGCGGAAGUUGCACUGUGUCAAAGCAAAAAAUCGAACCUGGAAUGCUCACAGAAGUCAGAUUUGCGGAAACUCUGGAUUAAAAUAUGGUCAAUUGCUUUUCGUGGUAUAAGUACUGAACAAGCACAAGCGGAAAAUUUUGGCUUACUUCAAGCCAUCAUUCAAGGCAAUUUGGUUGAGAUUGACAGAGAAUUCUGGAAGGUAUUUACAGGGUCAGCUUGCAGACCUUCAUAUCCUGCAGUGCGCUGUUUGACGUUGGCGCUGAGCACCUCUGCAGUUCCGGAAACAGUCCAAGCAGGAAUGGAACUGAAUGGAUACGAAGUAAACAGAAAUUUCUCUUUAAAGGAAUUGAUAAUGAAAUGGCUCUUGCUUUGUCAGCCGGAGGAUGACCUAGAAGAGAGUACAGAGUUGCCCCCAGUUCUUCACAGUAAUUUUCCUCAUCUUGCGUUGGAGAAAAUUCUUGUGAGUCUCACUAUGAAAAACAGUAAAGCUGCAAUGAACUUCUUCCAGAGUGUGCCAGAAUGUGAGCAACACCAUAAAGAUAAAGAGGAGUCUUCCUUCUCAGAAAUUGAAGAGUUGUUUCUUCAGACAACUUUUGACAAGAUGGACUUUUUAACCGUUGCAAAAGAAUGUUCUCCACAGAAGCAGCAAUCCAGUAUAGGCCUUUCUGUCCGCCCAGAUCUGAAAGAAUCUCUGGAACGCUCUCUUCUUGGAUUAUCAGAACAGCUUCUAAAUAAUUACUCAUCUGAGGCCACAAAUUCAGAAAAGCUUGUUCGGUGUUCAAGUCUUCUAGUGGGUGUUCUUGGCUGCUACUGUUAUGUGGGUGUGAUAAGUGAAGAGCAAGUGUACAAAUCAGAAUUAUUCCAGAAAGCCAAGUCUCUAAUGCAGUGUGCAGCAGAAAGUAUCAGUCUGUUUAAGAAUAAGACAAACGAAGAAUCUAGGAUUGUUGCACUGAGAAACAUGAUACAUCUCUGUACAAGUUGCUUGUGUAACUGUACCAAGCACAAUCCAAAUAAGGUCACAUCUGGAUUUUUCCUACGAUUGUUAACAUCAAAGCUAAUGAAUGAUAUUGCAGAUAUUUGUCGAAGUUUAGCAUCUUUUACCAAAAAGCCCCUUGACUAUAGAGAAGUUGAAUCAGUGGAAGAAGAUGCUGAUGAGAAUCUAAUGGAGAUGGACGACCAUUCCUCCAUGAAUCUGCCCCGUGAUCACUCUGCUAAUAGUGAUGCAAGUGAAUGUGGAGAAAACCAAAUUUCUCUUGGUGCCAUCACGCCCUUAGCUGAAGAACAUUUGUCCAAACAAGAUUACCUUAUUUUAGACAUGCUCAAGUUCUUGUGUCUGUGUGUGACUGCUCAGACCAGUGCGGUAUCAUUUAGAGCAGCUGAUAUUCGGAGGAAACUGCUAAUGCUGAUUGAUUCUAGCAUGCUAGAUCUUACUAAAUAUCUCCACUUGCACAUGUAUUUAGUGCUUUUAAAGGCGCUUCCAGGAGAAGAAUAUCCUUUGCCAAUGGAAGAUGUUGUUGAACUCCUAAAACCACUCUCCAACGUGUGUUCAUCAUACCGCCGAGACCAAGAUGUUUGUAAGACGAUUCUGAGCCACACCCUUCCGAUGGUACGGACUCUCGGCCGCAUCAGUGUGGACACUGAGAGCUCAAGGGAUGCCCAGUACCAGUUCCUAACAGUGAUUGAGGCAUUUUGGCACUUAGCAAAGGAGGGAAAAUGUACAUUCUCUGUAAGAAUCGCACUAGUAAAGUGCCUUAAGACUUUCCUUGAGACUGAUCCUUAUUCAAAGUGGGCUAUUCUUACCGUGAUGGGAAAAGACGUUCUCGUUAAUGAAGUAUUUCCACAGUUUCUUGCUGAUAACCAUCACCAAGUUCGGAUGCUGGCCGCAGAGUCCAUGAACAGACUAUUCCAGGAUAUGAGACAAGGACAUUCUUCUAAGUUACUGAAAGCACUUCCUUUGAAACUUCAGCAAACUGCUUUUGAAAAUGCAUACUUAAAGGCUCAGGAAGGAAUGAGAGAAAUGUCCCACAGAGCUGAGAGUCCCGAGCUUCUGGAUGAGAUUUAUAAUAGAAAAUCGGUUUUACUGAUGAUGAUAGCGGUGGUUUUACACUGCAGCCCCGUGUGUGAAAAACAGGCUCUGUUCGCCCUGUGCAAGUCUGUGAAAGAGAAUGGAUUAGAACCGCACCUCAUUAAAAAGGUUUUAGAGAAAGUUUCUGACACUUUCGGAUAUAAACGUGUAGAAGACUUCAUGGCUUCUCAUCUGGAUUAUUUGGUUUUAGAGUGGCUCAAUCUUCAAGAUGCUGAAUACAGUUUAUCUUCUUUUCCCUUCAUGUUAUUAAACUACACAAAUGUUGGAGAUUUCUAUAGAUCUUGUUACAAGGUUUUGAUCCCGCAUCUGGUGAUCAGAAGUAACUUUGAUGAGGUGAAAUCCAUUGCUAAUCAGAUUCAAGAAGAUUGGAAAGUUCUCCUCACACACUGCUUUCCGAAGAUCCUGGUGAACAUCCUCCCCUACUUCGCCUACGAGAGCACAGGGGAGUCGGUGAUGGCGCAGCGGAGAGAGACGGCUGCCAAAGUCUACGACAUGCUUAAGGACGAAAACUUGCUAGGAAAACAGAUUGAUCACUUAUUCAUGAGCAAUUUACCAGAGAUUGUGGUAGAGUUAUUGAUGACAUUACACGAACCAGCAACUUCUGAGGCCAACACUGACCUGGGUGACUUUUCUGAGGACUUGGAUCCUGCACCUAAUCCACCUCAUUUUCCAUCACAUGUGAUUAAAGCAACAUUUGCCUAUAUCAGCAAUUGCCAUAAGACCAAGCUUAAAAGCAUUUUAGAAAUUCUUUCUAAAAGCCCUGAUUCCUAUCCAAAAAUUCUUCUAGCUAUAUGUGAGCAAGCAGCUGAGACAAAUAAUGUUUAUAAAAAGCACAGAAUUCUUAAAAUAUAUCACCUAUUUGUUAAUUUAUUGCUGAAAGAUAUAAAAACUGGUUUAGGAGGCGCGUGGGCUUUUGUUCUGCGAGAUGUGAUUUAUACUUUGAUUCACUACAUUAACAAAAGGCCUUCUCGCUUCAUGGACGUUUCGUUGCGUAGCUUCUCCCUUUGUUGUGACCUGCUAGGCCGGGUUUGCCGCACCGCAGUCACUCAUUGUGAGGAUGCGUUGGAAAACCACCUUCACGUUAUCGUUGGCACUCUCAUACCCCUCGUGGAUGAGCAGAUGGAAGUUCGGGAACAGGUAUUGGACUUGCUGAAAUAUUUAGUGAUCGAUAACAAGGAUAAUGAAAACCUCUAUCUCACGAUCAAACUUCUGGAUCCUUUUCCUGACCAUGCCGUCUUUAAGGAUCUGCGAGUUGCACAGCAGAAAAUAAAAUACAGUCGAGGACCUUUUUCCCUUUUGGAGGAAAUUAACCAUUUUCUGUCAGUGAGUGUUUAUGAUGCACUUCCUUUGACAAGGCUGGAAGGACUCAAGGAUCUUCGAAGACAACUAGAACAACACAAAGAUCAGAUGUUGGAUCUAAUGAGAGCGUCUCAGGAUAAUCCGCAAGAUGGCAUCAUGGUGAAGCUUGUUGUUAGCUUGUUGCAGCUGUCCAAGAGGGCUGUAAACCACACGGGGGAAAGAGAAGUUUUAGAGGCUGUUGGACGCUGCCUGGGAGAAGUGGGUCCUGUUGAUUUCUCCACCAUCGCCAUCCAGCAUAGUAAAGAUACAUCUUAUACCAAGGCCCUGGAGUUGUUCAGUGAUAAAGAACUUCAGUGGACCUUCAUCAUGUUGACCUACCUGAGUAAUGCGCUGGUGGAGGAUUGUGUCAAAGUAAGAUCAGCUGCUGUUACCUGUUUGAAAAGUAUUUUAGCCACAAGGACUGGACAUAGUUUCUGGGAGAUUUAUAAGACGACAAGUGAUCCCAUGCUCAUCUAUCUCCAGCCUUUUAGAACAUCGAGGAAAAAGUUUUUAGAAAUACCCAGACUUGACAUAGAAAAACCUCUGGAAGCCUUAGAUGAUACAAACCUCUGGAUUCCUCAAAGUGAAAAUCAUGAUGCUUGGAUAAAAACAUUGACUUGUGCUAUUUUGGACAGUGGAGGCUUAAAAAGUGAUGUUCUUCAGUUAUUAAAGCCAAUGUGUGAAGUGAAAACUGACUUUUGUCAGACUGUGCUUCCCUACUUGAUUCAUGAUAUUUUACUCCAAGAUAGAAAUAAAUCAUGGAGAAAUCUGCUUUCUGCACAUAUCCAGGGAUUUUUCACUAACUGUUACAGACACUCCUCGCAAACAAGCCGAUCCACAACCCCAGCAAGUUUGGAUUCAGAUUCAGAGUCCCUUUCUCGAUGUUACUUGGAUAAAAAGUCCCAAAGAACAAUGCUUGCUGUCGUGGACUACAUGAGGAGACAGAAGAGGCCUUCUUCGGGAACUGUGUUUGAUGACGCCUUCUGGCUGGAGCUGAAUUAUCUGGAGGUGGCCAAGGUGGCCCAGUCCUGCGCGGCUCACUUCACAGCCCUGCUCUAUGCAGAAAUCUACGCUGACAAGAAAAGCCUGGAUGAUCAGGAGAAAAGAAAUCUUACGUUUGAAGAAGGAAGCCAGAGUACAACUAUUUCUAGUUUGAGUGAAAAAAGUAAAGAAGAAACUGGAAUAAGUUUACAGGAUCUGCUCUUAGAAAUUUACAGAAGCAUCGGAGAGCCGGAUAGUCUGUAUGGUUGUGGCGGGGGGAAAGUAUUACAGCCCCUCACGAGACUCCGAACGUACGAGCAUGAAGCCAUGUGGGGGAAAGCCCUUGUCACGUAUGAUCUUGAGACAGCCAUCUCCUCAUCAACCCGCCAGGCUGGAAUCAUUCAGGCCUUGCAGAAUUUGGGACUCCACCAUAUUCUUUCCAUCUAUUUGAAAGGACUCGAUCAUGAGAAUAAAGAGUGGGGUGCUGACCUUCGGGAACUUCAUUACCAAGCAGCGUGGAGGAACAUGCAGUGGGACCACUGCACAUCUGUGAACAAAGGAGCAGAAGGAAGCAGUUACCAUGAGUCACUAUAUAAUGCACUACAGACUCUAAGAGAUAGAGAAUUCUCCACAUUUUACGAGACGCUCAGAUGUGCCAGAGUCAAAGAAGUGGAAGAGAUGUGCAGGGGCAGCCUGGAGUCUGUCUAUUCCCUCUACCCCACACUGAGCAGACUGCAGGCCAUCACCGAGCUGGAAAACAUUGGGGAGCUUGUGUCAAGAUCGGUCACUGGCAAGCCACCUACAGAAAUAUACAAUAAAUGGAGAAAACACUCUCAGCUUCUCAAAGACAGUGAUUUUAGUUUUCAGGAGCCGAUCAUGGCUCUGCGCACAGUAAUUUUGGAGAUCUUGAUGGAAAAGCAGAUGGAGAACGCUCAGAAAGAAUGUUUUAAGGACAUUCUCACCAAGCAUCUCAUAGAACUCUCCACGCUAGCUCGAACUUUCAAGAACACUCAGCUCCCUGAAAGGGCAAUAUUUCAAAUUAAACAAUAUAAUCCAGCUAGUUGUGGAGUCUCUGAGUGGCAGCUGGAGGAAGCCCAGGUAUUCUGGGCAAAAGAGGAACAGAGCCUUGCCCUGAACAUUCUCAAGCAAAUGAUCAAGAAGUUGGAUGCCAGUUGUGCAGAGGAUGAUCCCAACUUAAAACUUAUAUACACAGAGUGCCUGAGGGUUUGUGGCAACUGGUUAGCAGAAACAUGCUUAGAAAAUCCUACAGUCAUUAUGCAGACUUACCUAGAAAAGGCCGUGGAAGUUGCUGGAAAUGUUGAUGGAGAAAGCAAUGAUGAGCUCAAAAAUGGAAAAAUGAGGGCAUAUCUUUCAUUAGCACGGUUCUCUGAUACUCAGUACCAGAGAAUUGAAAACUACAUGAAGUCAUCAGAAUUUGAAAAUAAGCAAAAUCUCUUGAAAAGGGCCAAAGAGGAAGUGGGCCUUCUCAGGGAACAUAAAAUUCAGACCAACAGAUACACAGUAAAAGUGCAGCGAGAGCUUGAGCUAGACGAAUGUGCCCUCCGUGCUCUGAAAGAAGAUCGCAAAAGUUUCUUAUGUAAAGCUGUUGAAAAUUACAUCAGCUGCUUAUUAAGUGGAGAAGAGCAUGAUAUGUGGAUAUUCCGACUUUGUUCCCUCUGGCUUGAAAAUUCUGGAGUUUCAGAAGUCAAUGGCAUGAUGGAGGCAACUGGAAUGAAGAUUCCAUCAUAUAAAUUUUUGCCUCUUAUGUACCAAUUGGCUGCUAGAAUGGGAACCAAGAUGACGGGAGGCCUAGGGUUUCAUGAAGUUCUCAAUAAUCUCAUCUCAAGAAUCUCGAUGGAUCACCCCCAUCAUACUCUGUUCAUUAUACUGGCCUUAGCAAAUGCAAACAAGGACGAGUUUUUGACCAAGCCAGAAGCUGCAAGAAGGAGAAUGACUAAAACGGCACCUAAACAAAGCUCUCAGCUUGAUGAGGAUCGAAUUGAGGCUGCAAACAGAAUAAUUUAUACCAUGAGAAAUAGGAGACCUCAGAUGGUCAAAAGUGUCGAGGCACUCUGUGACUCUUACAUCAUAUUAGCAAACCUAGAUGCCAGUCAGUGGAAGAUGCAGAGAAAAGGCAUAACUAUUCCAGCAGACCAGCCAAUUACAAAACUUCGGAAUUUAGAAGAGGUUGUUGUCCCAACUAUGGAAAUUAAGGUGGAUCCCACCGGAGAGUAUAGAAAUCUGGUGACUAUCCAGUCAUUUAAAGCAGAAUUUCGUUUAGCAGGAGGCUUAAAUUUGCCAAAAAUAAUAGACUGUUUGGGCUCCGAUGGCAAGGAAAGAAGACAACUUGUCAAGGGCCGUGAUGACCUGAGGCAGGACGCUGUCAUGCAGCAGGUUUUCCAGAUGUGUAACAUGUUACUGCAGAGAAACACUGAAACCAGGAAGAGAAAACUGACUAUCUGUACAUACAAGGUGGUUCCCCUUUCCCAGCGAAGUGGUGUUCUUGAAUGGUGCACAGGAACUGUCCCAAUUGGUGAAUUUCUUGUAAACAAUGAGGAUGGUGCUCAUAAAAGAUACAGACCAAAUGAUUUUAGUGCCUAUCAGUGCCAAAAGAAAAUGAUAGAAGUACAGAAGAAAUCUUUUGAAGAAAAAUAUGAAGUCUUCAUGGAUAUUUGCCAACACUUUCAACCAGUGUUUCGUUUCUUCUGCAUGGAAAAAUUCCUUGACCCCGCUGUGUGGUUUGAGAAACGAUUGGCUUAUACUCGCAGUGUGGCUACUUCUUCUAUUGUUGGCUACAUACUUGGACUUGGUGAUAGGCAUGUGCAGAAUAUUUUGAUAAAUGAGCAGUCAGCGGAACUUGUACAUAUCGAUUUAGGAGUUGCUUUUGAACAGGGUAAAAUCCUUCCUACUCCAGAAACAGUUCCUUUCAGACUCAGCAGAGAUAUUGUGGAUGGGAUGGGCAUUACUGGUGUUGAAGGCGUUUUCAGAAGAUGCUGUGAGAAAACCAUGGAAGUUAUGAGAAACUCUCAAGAAACCCUGUUAACCAUUGUAGAGGUUCUCCUGUAUGAUCCUCUCUUUGACUGGACUAUGAAUCCUCUGAAAGCCCUGUAUCUACAGCAGAGGCCGGAGGAUGACACCGAGCUCCAAUCCACUCUGAAUGCCGAUGAUCAAGAGUGCAAGCGAACUCUCAGUGAUAUUGACCAGAGUUUCAACAAAGUCGCUGAACGUGUCCUCAUGAGACUUCAAGAGAAACUGAAGGGUGUGGAAGAAGGAACUGUGCUCAGUGUAGGUGGACAAGUGAAUUUGCUCAUACAACAGGCCAUGGACCCCAAAAACCUCAGUCGGCUUUUUCCAGGAUGGAAAGCUUGGGUGUGACUUUCAGCAUAAAAAUUAUCCCCGAGUUCAACCUUCACAGAUCACAUUUCAGCCUUCAUUUUUAAACUACCCAUAUAGUUAAAGAGGAAUUGGUUGCAUGAAUUAAUACUGUACUUAAAAAAAAAGUUUAAUACUUGUUUCAGUUACUUAAAAAUUGAUAGUCUUAAGAAACAUUUCUUAUACUAAUGUAUGAGAAAUAGUUUUACUAAUACUGGCUCUACUAUUUCUAAAUUAUUAUUCAUUCUAUUUAUAUUGUAUUAAAUCAUCCACUUCUGGGCUAAACUCUUUUUUCCCUUAAGUACAUGUUGAUUGUUUUCAGCAGAAUGACAGGCUUAUGAAUUAACUAAAAAUGGUAACAACAGCAUUGCAGUAAUAUCACUGGUAGUUUUUCUUUCACCAUGAAAGAACAAAUACACCCUUUAGUCUAUAUCUAUCUGUCUAUAUCUAUCUCUCUCUAUAUAUAUGUAUAUAUGGAGAGAGAGAGAGAAUGAAUCAUGGUGAAGCUACAUUUAAAAUAGGUAGAAAUGUUAAAAAUGGUGUUUAAGAAAUAUGUUUGGGGGCCAAAGAGAUUGCUCAGUGGGUGGAGCACAUAUGCCUUACAUGUAGGAGACCCAAAUUUAAACCCUGGUACCACCUGGUCCUCAGGCACUAUCAAAUCUGCAAAUAUGUAAAUGAAUAUAUCACCCAGGAUUACUGAAAACUGAACUUAUGUUGUGGAGAACAAAUUUUGGAGAAACACAAUACGAUUGCCAUUUUCAUUUUUUAAAAUUUAUAUUGAGUCCUUCAUCUCUAUCUGAAGCCCUUCUGUAUUUUGUAUUAUUUUAUCUGUGUUGCCCUCAUGUGUCUUCUAGUUCAUGAACUCCGAUCAGCUGUGUAUAAUAUCCUAAGUACUCAUGUGCGAGUUUUCAACCUGAGGAAGAGCGCUGAGGUGCGCGGGACUUGAGCAUUCGUUGGCCCAGAGCUGCCUUCCCAGGCCGGCCCACGGGGACAGGUGGCCUAAGGACUGGGGGAACAGAGAAACAGGGACUAGGCCCCAGGCUCGUUGGUAGUCAGUUUAUUUGUCUCUCCUCCCCAGUGUAAUGUAAUCUCUCUCCUACCGCACAAUCACAGUCAUAGUCGUAGACCCAGUCAUCGUAGUUCCUUCAUCCAGUCUCCUCGUAGACCUCAGAGUCCUCUCCCCGUCUUAAACCCUUACAGCAUAGUUAUAUAGCAGUCAUGAAGGGUGGGGGUACACAUAGGUGGGGUUGAACAUUGUCAUAACAGAGGUAAAGCCACUUCAGAGGAAGUUCUAGAUUAACUCAAGGACAAGAUUUCAUCUGAGGGUUCAGCACUCCAAAUUACUAGGAGAUCUGCUGAAGGGCAGGAUUCCGUCCAGGGUGUAUGGCUGUAUCUUUCCCUCAGCCAGUAAUCCAUUUAAACAGUCAUAGUAAAUCUACUUUUUAUAAUAUUUCUAGUCAUUUUGCAUGAACACAGAGAUAUAUUAAGCUUAAAGGUUGGCUCUUCUUGGGGACAUUUUACUAUAUCUCCCAACAACAUUCCUCAGGCCAGGUUAGUCUUUCCUAAGCCCAGUAGAGUCCCGAUUCAGUUACUUCUUUUUGGGUCAUCACAGAGUUCGUUCCAUGACACCUUGCUCUUAUACUUACGGUUGUGGUGUUUUCCUAGUCCCCUUUUGAUGCCAGAGCAGUUUAUAGCUUGCCAUGCAUCCAUCCAGUCCCUUCGUCAGGACCCUGCUUUUGCAGUGCUAGGAACUAAGGGCAGGUGAGGAUUAAUAUGUUAAUACGGAUGCCCAGGAGUAAAUAUUAUUUUGGAGUCAGUUAGCUCCCAUGUUACAAAACAUAGCGUGAACUGUCUUCCUGUGUCUACACAAAAAGGACAUUGCUAAACCAUGUGCGUGUCAUAAGAAAGAGGAAAGCAAUAUUGGAUUAUUUGCACUUGAUGGAAUUGGGUGUGCCUUGGGGCACUAUCGUGGAGUAAAUAAACCUAAGCUCCCUUCGGAGGAGCAAGGACGACCAAUGUUAUCCAACACUCAUGGGGUUUCUCCUCCCGAAAAUUGUUUUUUGAAGGACUGAAGAGUUAGUGCAGAGGUUAAGACAUUGCUUCACAUCCUCUGAAUCCUGGCUCAAUCCCCAGCACCUCGGGGGUUAUACUUUUCACAUAUAUAUGUAUAUGCAUAAAUAUAUAUAUACAUAUAUAUAUAUAUAUGUUUAUGCUAUUGGUAAAGUGCUGCUUCACCACCACCAGUAGCCAAAAAAACAUCCAUACUUUCCCUGUGUCGCUUCUAAUCCAUCCCUCUCACUAUUUUAAAGAUGCCUGUUUUGUCCUCCUGCUCUUCUGUUGGGGCAGGUGCAUGCCCCUCGGUGUCUGAGAGUCGCUCCCUGCGGUGCUCAGGAGACCAUGCGGUGCUGGGGCUAAAACCUGGCUUCCAGCAUGAAGUACAUGCUAAAUCCAUUAACUUAUCUCUCCUUGUUUAAUUUUCAAAUUGAAGUAUCUAAUUUACAUUGGUAUUAUUGUAUAAAACAUACUGCUUCACACCUAACCAACAGAGUGCCAGUAUCCCCUUACUACUGAAGACAUCUGUAUUUUUACCAUUCUUAGUAUUUGUUAGCAUUCAUAAAUUAUUUCUCUUGGGGCUGGAGAGACAGCGCAGUGAGUAGGCUGCUCCAGUCCCCAGCGCCCCAUAUGGUUCCUGAGUCCCCCCAGGAGUGAUCUCUGGCUGUAAAGUGAGAUCACUUUACUAAGCAGUGGUGGUGACACCACCACUCACCAAAAAAACAAAAAAAAAACAAAAAAGCAGUUACGUUAUAUUAAUAGAUUCAUCUAUUUGGCAUUUGGUUUCUAAAGAAUUGUUCCUUUUGGGCAGACUGGAGGACACGGGCCACACCCAGCGGUGCUGAGGGACUGCUCUCUGCUCUCUGCUCUCUGCUUCUCUGGGUACCACACAGUGCUAGAGAUUGAGCCCAGGCCUCCCACAUGCAGAGCAUGUUUUGCAUGUGCCUAGCCUAUUAAGCUUUCUCCCUAGCCAAGAGAACUAUUCUUGAAAUCCUCUUGCAUUUCAAAGUACAAGCUCUACUUGCUUUACAUGACAAACUGUCUAAGUGACUGUGUAGAAUAUACUGGUGUAUAUAACAGAAUAUCUAAAGUAAGAUGUUCAUCCUUACCUGCUGUGCCACUUGGCCAACCCAGAUUUUAGUAUUAUUGAAUGUAUUUCUUGACUGCGCUGU
Messenger RNA from Sorex fumeus (smoky shrew), 12486 nucleotides. RefSeq names its product ATM serine/threonine kinase (gene ATM). The transcript has 63 exons. Gene Ontology annotation, biological process: DNA repair. The record is from RefSeq and is a predicted model, not a curated record. Bases 116 to 9265 code for a protein of 3049 amino acids. Lineage: Eukaryota; Metazoa; Chordata; Mammalia; Eulipotyphla; Soricidae. Gene Ontology annotation, molecular function: protein binding; protein serine/threonine kinase activity.